Messenger RNA from Hydractinia symbiolongicarpus, 1367 nucleotides. Its product is annotated as basic phospholipase A2 10-like. Gene Ontology annotation, molecular function: A2-type glycerophospholipase activity; calcium ion binding. NCBI's taxonomy places the organism in Eukaryota, Metazoa, Cnidaria, Hydrozoa, Anthoathecata, Hydractiniidae. The coding region runs from base 233 to 652 and encodes 139 amino acids. The transcript has 3 exons. The record is from RefSeq and is a predicted model, not a curated record. Gene Ontology annotation, biological process: phospholipid metabolic process; lipid catabolic process; arachidonate secretion.
UAUAACUCACAUAAUAUAAUCACUGUUAACCCGCCAUUGCAUGUUAAUGCGCCAACAAUGGAUAUGUUAAUAGUCACAUGAUGUAAACAUUGCGGUCACGUGUUCACGUGAUUGUUGUAAUGUCGUAUAAAAAAGUUUCGUAAUGGAAUAAAAUGAGAGAUAAGUUAAUGGAGUUUUAAUGUGAAAUAAACUACUUUGGUUUAUUGUAAACACAUUUGGGGAGAAAGUCACUAUGAAGCUCCGAACACUUAUCGUCGCAAUAUUAUGUGUGCUGCUCUAUCCUGAUCCCAUCAUAUCUAGUUUGUUUGAGUUGUGCGAGCAAAUAGACUUUUAUUCAUCCAGUAAACUUCUUCAUUGCUUGGACUAUGAUGACUACGGUUGCUGGUGUGGACCGGGUGGGAGCGGGACGCCGGUAGAUGGUUCGGAUGCGUGCUGUCGGGAUCAUGAUCAUUGUUACGACAAUAUUUUAAGAAAUCACAAGUGUAACCCGUACUUAGCACAUUAUCAGUUCCACAAGGGGCAGUGUUUAAACGAGCCUGGCAGCUGUUUAUAUAAUCUAUGCAAAUGUGACCAAGCCAUUUCGAUAUGUUUGAGUAAAAAUAAAUAUCACUUCAAAUACUACGGCUGGCGAGUGUUUUACAAAUGUAGAUGAAGAAAGGAGUUACGUCAUUUCAUCAUUUCACCUUUAUCAGAAAAAUAAACAGCAGAGGGAACCUGACAACCUCGUCCCCAGGGCAUCUUGUAUCUUUUCUGACCCCGGGACAGCGAUACGAACAUGGCCCUGGAGGAGGCUGGUCCGAUAUGAAACCUGAUUGGCGCGGAUAUGUCAAAUAAUUAUUGCGUCAUACAAAACAUUUUGGCGAGGCGGCGAGUCUGUGACCAACAGGAGGAAGCUGUUCGUAUUAAAAUGGCGGAGGUGUAUCAGCAGUAUCCAGUUUUUUCAAAGUGAAAAAUUUAAUAAAAAGCAUUACUAAGCAAUGAGAGUAUAAAAUAAGACAUAAAGUAAUACUGCUUACAUGACAAUAUUUCAAUAGCUGGGAAUGUUUAAUAAAGCUAGAAAAGUAGCUAGCUAGCACACUAUACCUAGCACACUAUCAAGAUAAGAAAAAAGAAAGAAACUCAAUUUGUUUCCAAGUGGCCAGCUUUGAUUUGCAGCUUUUUGCAAAGACUGACGUUGCAUAAAAUUGCCGCCUAUGUCCUUUAUAGACAAAAUAAUUUUACACAAAAUAUCGAAAAUGUUUUUUUUACAAAAUAUAUAUACAUUACGUUUUAAAUUAUAUCAGGUUGUUAUUAGUGGGCAUGUUUUAUUACCUUAUAUGCUUUGGUUACUAUAAAAGAUAUAAAAAGCCAGUAGGUUAACCGUCGGA